This is a messenger RNA of Gloeophyllum trabeum ATCC 11539, 474 nucleotides long. Its product is annotated as LMWPc-domain-containing protein. The transcript is spliced from 4 exons. Bases 1 to 474 code for a protein of 157 amino acids. Gene Ontology annotation, molecular function: acid phosphatase activity; non-membrane spanning protein tyrosine phosphatase activity. The record is from RefSeq and is a predicted model, not a curated record. Gene Ontology annotation, biological process: protein dephosphorylation. NCBI's taxonomy places the organism in Eukaryota, Fungi, Basidiomycota, Agaricomycetes, Gloeophyllales, Gloeophyllaceae. Gene Ontology annotation, cellular component: cytoplasm.
AUGUCUCCCAAGUCUGUGCUCGUCGUCUGCUUGGGCAAUAUCUGCCGCUCGCCCAUGGGAGAAGCAGUCCUGAAGCAUAUCGCAUCUGAGCGAGGUAUCGAUCUCGAAGUGAACAGCGCAGGCACUGCUGGGUAUCACGUCGGCGAGGAACCAGACGAAAGGACGGUUGCUGUAUGUCGAAAGCAUGGCGUCCCGAUCUCGCAUGAAGCACAACAAGUUCACGCCGAAGAUUUCCGCAAAUAUGACUACAUCUUAGCCGCCGAUGAAUCCAACCUCCGGAACCUCGAGCGGAUAAAGCCAAGAGACUCUAAGGCUGUUGUUCGCUUAUGGGGCUCUUACUUGGACAACAAACCUAUCAACGACCCAUACUACGGCGGCAUUAGCGGCUUUGAGACAUGUUACCAGCAGUGCGUUCGAUUAUCGCAUGCCUUCCUGGACGAGAUCGAGGGAAAGAAGUCGUCUUCCAACCUUUAG